ACACACACACACACACGCACACACACACACACACACACACGCACGCCUCUGCGCAGGCCAAUGCUAUUUUAAGGAAGGCGCGCGUGCAGAGAUAACAACAAACGAGGGUGUGUGCGCGACAAAGAAAAACAGUGGACGAGAAUCCGAGCUGCUGCUCGUGCACGUGUCUCCGGUCUCGUGCGGAGCGCCCCGGGAGGUGACCCUCCAGAGCUCCUCCCCCGCCUCCUUGAGGACUGCCCCCCCCCCCCCCGCCAUGGCCCCUCCCCCCUCCGUGUGGACCACCGGCCUGCUGACGGUGCUGCUGGCAGCCGUGGCUCACAGCAACGUAACAUACGAAGACGACCCCCUGCAGCCCACCACCUCCGAUGAGACGGUGUCGGUGGGCGGCACCGUGACUCUGACCUGCCAGGUGCCCGAGAGCGACAACUCGUCCCUCCAGUGGUCAAACACGGCACAGCAGACGCUGUACUUCGGAGAGAAGAGAGCGCUGAAGGACAACCGCAUCCAGCUGCACCGCUCCACGCCCACCGAGCUCUCCAUCACCAUCAGAAACGUGCAGAUGUCGGACGAGGGCGAAUACACCUGCUCCAUCUUCACCAUGCCGGUCCGGACGGCCAGAGCCACGGUGACGGUGCUGGGUGUCCCCGGUAAGCCUCACAUCCUGGGCUUUGAGAGCGCCGUGCUGGAGGGCGGCAAGGUCACCCUGACCUGCAGCAGCGCGGGCAGCAAGCCCCCCGCCCAGCUGCACUGGUACCGGGGCGACGAGGAGCUGCAGGGGCGCCCCGCCGUGCGCCUCCUGGCUGACGACUCCACCUUCAACGUGAGCAGCGAGCUCACCCUGGAGGUGAGCCGCUUUGACGACAACGUCCUCAUCACCUGCGCCGUGGACCACCCGUCACUGGCGCCGGGCGACCAGCGCAGCGAGCACGCCGUGCGCGUGUUGUAUUCUCCGAAGACACAGAUCGUGCCUGAGACCGAUCUGCCCAGAGAGGGAGAGAAGUUUCAUCUGAAGUGUGUCGGCAACGCCAACCCCGAGCCCACCUCCUACACGUGGAAGAAGGACGGAGAGCUCCCCCUGCUGGCCAAGGCGGUUGGUGCGCUGCUGCUCUUCGAGCGGCUCAACAAGUCGGACAACGGCGUGUACCUGUGCGUCGCCACCAACAGGCUGGGCCACGACCGGGGCCAGUACACGCUGCUGGUGCAAGAUCCAGACACCACCCUGUUCUCCCUCGACCCUCCGACCUCUCCAUCCUUCUCCACCUCCUCCCUCCCACCCUCCUCUUCUCCUGACUCCACCUCCACUUCCUCCUCCUCCACCUCCUCCUCCCCUCCUGACCUCAUUUCUUCCUCCUCCUCUUCCUCCUCCUCCACUUCCUCCUCCCCUCCUGACUCCGUCUCCACCUCCUCCCCUGACCCCUCCGCGGCUGACGCAUUGACCACCGUCUCCGAAUUCUCCACCACCUCCCUCGCCAACGCCCUCUUCCCCGACCCGCCACUCUCCUCCUCCUCCUCCUCCUCCGUUACUCCCUCAGUUUCCGUCCGACUGACUGGAGUUUACACUUUCACAGAUGCUGCAGACGCUGCAGACAACAGUGCAGACCCCACCGCCAUGUCGACGUCUUCGCGGGUGGACCACGCCGUGAUCGGAGGGGUGGUGGCCGUCAUCGUCUUCAUCCUGCUCUGCCUCCUCAUCGUCCUCGGCAGAUACCUCAUCAGACACAAAGGAACGUACCUGACCCACGAGGCCAAGGGCUCGGACGACGCCCCCGACGCCGACACGGCCAUCAUCAACGCCGAGGGAGGCCACUCCGGAGCGGAGGACAAGAAGGAGUACUUCAUCUAGAGGGAGGACGGGAGAGGAGGAGGAGAAGGAGCACUUCAUCUAGAGGGAGGAAGGGAGAAGAGGAGGAGAGAGAGAGAGGGAGAAACAACGCAACACUUCAGUUCUCGGUUGGAUGAAGAUGAAGGGAGGAGGAACUGUGAUGAAGAGAUGCUCCCCUCUUUGCAUUGAUACAGAGACCUGGCACUGACAUAUGGACAAACACACACACACACUCACACUCACUCACACACACUCACACUCACAAACACAGACACUCACACACAAACACACACACACAAACACACACACUCACAAACACACAUACACAAACACACACACACACUCACAAACACACACAGACACACACACACACACACUCUCACUCACACACACACUCACAAACACACUCACAAACACACAACACGCAACACGCAACACCUGCGUCACCAGGCCACGGGGCUCCAGUACAUAUAUAAAUAUAUAUAUAGAAUUAUACAACAUUUUUUUUACUUGACAAUGUUAGGUGUGCUGUAAAUACUCUCUCUCUCUCUCUCUCUCUCCCUCUCUCUCUCUAUCUCUCUCUAUCUCUCUCUCUCCCUCUCUCUCUCUCUCUCUCUCUCCCUCUCUC
This is a messenger RNA of Pseudoliparis swirei, 2450 nucleotides long. It is a transcript of the gene cadm3, whose product is annotated as cell adhesion molecule 3. The coding region runs from base 254 to 1843 and encodes 529 amino acids. NCBI's taxonomy places the organism in Eukaryota, Metazoa, Chordata, Actinopteri, Perciformes, Liparidae. The transcript is spliced from 12 exons. The record is from RefSeq and is a predicted model, not a curated record. Gene Ontology annotation, biological process: homophilic cell-cell adhesion. Gene Ontology annotation, cellular component: presynaptic membrane.